AUGCAGCAUUCAAAAUGUAAUCGUCCUUAUAAAAUUUUAUUUAUUGGUGACAGUGCAGUUGGGAAGACAAGUUUAAUGUUUCGUUUUGCAGAUAAUACAUUUACUGAAUCAUUCACGCCAACAAUUGGAAUUGAUUUUAAAGUUAAAACAAUUUUGUUCCGAGACAAACUAAUUAGAUUACAACUUUGGGAUACAGCUGGUCAAGAAAAAUUUUAUAAUAUAACUCGAUCUUAUUACCGUAAUGCCGAUGCUAUAAUCCUUGUUUAUGAUCGUACAGUAGCAAGUUCAUUUCAAAAUGUAAGUCGUUGGAUGAAAAAUAUUGAUGAAAAUGCUCCUGAUGAUGUCAUGCGAAUAUUAGUUGGAAAUAAAAGCGAUCUUCAUCAUACUAUUGUUAUAUCAUCACAAGAUGGAAAGAAAUUAGCCGCUAAAUAUAACGUAGAUUAUUUUGAAACAAGUGCGAAAUCCGAUACAAAUGCAAAUGUAUCAAGAAUGUUCUAUACUUUAACGGAAAAAAUACUUGAACAAAAUCAAGUAGCACCUAAACCUUUAGACACUACCGUUCAUAUAUCAAAUAAUCCAAUAGAUUCAACAUAUGAACAACUCAUUAGUUGUUGUUCGGUAUCAAGAAUAGCUGAUAAAAAAUGA
This is a messenger RNA of Rotaria sp. Silwood2, 645 nucleotides long. The record is from the annotation of a GenBank genome assembly. Lineage: Eukaryota; Metazoa; Rotifera; Eurotatoria; Philodinida; Philodinidae.